UGUAAUAUCCGGAUUUUUAGAAGAGCGCUUUAUUUGAAAGUUCUAAGAUAACAUAUACCUGCAAACGUAAUUAUGGGAGACGAUCAAGAGUAUUUUAUGCACACGGAAGAUGAAAGGUUCAAUUCUUUCAAGAAAUGGCCAUUUAAGACAGGAAGUUGUUCUCCGGCAAAGAUGGCUGCUGCUGGUUUCUACCAUUGCCCAACCAAAGAUGCACCUGAUGCCUGCAAAUGUUUUGUAUGCUUCAAGGAGCUUGAAGGUUGGGAGAGAAGUGAUAAUCCAUGGGAUGAGCACAGGAAGCAUUCUUCGUCCUGUUUAUUCCUGAACCUGGACAAACCUGUUGAAAAAUUAACCAUGGAGGAAUUUAUUCGCUUAUCAAUGCAGAUACAGAAAAACAGAAUGAUAAAAAAGUUUGCUUCGCUGAAAAAGGAAGUAGAAGAAAGUGCUGCAAGUGUGGAAGCAACACUGGAGUCAUUUCGAUCCUAAAGUGGAACUUUGUAAAUUUUAAGUUAUUCUGAGAUAAAUAAUGAUACUGUCUUCAAGAAAAUAAAUGAAGAUAUCAGACUUUCCAUAUAUUCAAAUCAAAGGUCUGAUGUGAAUGGAGGCUGAAAGGCUUUGUAUUAAUAAAGUUUUUGUUUUUUAUAUAUAUACAAUUCUGUAUAUUCAUGGAAUACACAUUACAAUUAUAAAACAUGAAAACAUCGAUGAACUGAGAAUUGGUAUCUACUCUAGCCUGAUGAUUGUUCAAAGGUGUUAACUGCAGGUCCUCCCUAUCGUGUUACUAUUUGCAUUUAGGAGUUCAAAAAAUAAAGUCAACAAAAUUAUAUGUUUCAUAAUUCAUUACUUGUAGUGUUUUCCAAUCCUAUGCAAUGUUUAGUUUCGUUUGAAGAAAUUGAUUGUGAAAUAUUCUUUUCAAAUAUUUUUCCCUGUUGUCAGGUUUAUUAAAGGGAGGUAGCUGCAUUAUUAAAUCAAAAGUUUAUUAAACUAUUUUAUUUUCUUAAAAGUUCUUUUUGAAAAGUUGUUGCAAAUAACCAAUGAACUAACAAAUUCUGAACGUUUUAAAAAAAAAACAUGUAUUAAAUUAUUUUAUUUUUAUUUAUAAAGUAAUUAUUGCAGAACUUCUCAUGUUCUGUCAAUGUAUUCAACUUUGGAAACUUUAAAAUUUGUCACCAAAUUAUACAGCUUCUUAAGUGAACAACACUUAUAGACAGGAGAGGGUCAAUACAGUUACAGUAGCAUAAAUCCUUAGUACAAUGUACUUGUGUGUUCAAAAUGAUGUAAAGAUGUGUGAUUAUAACAUUUUAAUAACUUUGAAAAAACAGGUAUGAAAUGAUCUUGCUCUAUGCUAUUUUUAACUUACUAUAAGUUAUGCAAUAAUGCAUUGUUUUAUAUAUCAAUAAAUUCAUGCUUUUUCUAUUUGUAUGCUGGAUUUACACUUUGUCUGGAUUUCAGAUGAGGAUGUUGUUUUCAAUUCAAAUACAUGUACUAUGUCAUUUAUCUAUUAUUGUCUUUAUCUAUUUCCUGAUGUUUUGGUUUUUUUCAACUGCAUUUCUUCUUCUUCAAACCUCCCCUUUUGCUUUUUUUCUCUCUUUUGACUAUGCCAAUGUAAAAACAUACAAUACAUUUUGUAUGCUCAUCUUGCACCCUACCAAUGAUAGCAGCCAUGAUAUAUCACUGUAAAUACCUUAAGCAUUUAUUUUUUAUGGAUAAUCUACUUUGGAAUAUUUUGAUAACUAAUGAUAAGUCUUCCUUCAACAAUGUUUCUGUAUCAGAGCCAGUCUUCACUGCAUGAAUGGCUUACAGUUUCUGAUCAUGUAACAAUGUUUCUGUACCAUUGCAUGAAUCCUUUGAAUCAAAGUGUUUCGUACAUAUCCACAAAAUGAAGCAGUUGAUCUCUUAAUUUGAGAGGAAAUGACUUUAAAAUUCAGGAAUAAAAGCUUGUGUAAUGAAAAAAAAAUGUAAAGCCUAUUUCCAAAUUUUUAAUCUAAAUUUAAUUUGAAAAUGAAAAAAGGGAUGUUUUAUUAGUUUACCUUAAUACGAGAAUGUAUCCUUUUUAAUUUGAUAUCUACUGUAUUUCUGAUGCCCCCUUGGCUAUCACUAAUAAAUGUAUAAUUAAUUUUACGAGUUAAAAAUAGGCUGUUAUUAAUUCUUACCUACUACAAUGUGUACAUUUGCAACUUGUCUAUUUCAUCUAUGUAAAUUCAAUUAUGUCAUACAUGUAGACUUUGUUAAUUUUGUUGUAAUAAAUAUAUCUAUGUAAAAA
Molecule: messenger RNA, 2260 nt
Organism: Mizuhopecten yessoensis (Yesso scallop)
Lineage: Eukaryota; Metazoa; Mollusca; Bivalvia; Pectinida; Pectinidae
Product: baculoviral IAP repeat-containing protein 5-like
Exons: 4
Coding region: 73-483 (136 amino acids)
Source: RefSeq, a predicted model, not a curated record